This is a messenger RNA of Notodromas monacha, 2189 nucleotides long. The record is from the annotation of a GenBank genome assembly. NCBI's taxonomy places the organism in Eukaryota, Metazoa, Arthropoda, Ostracoda, Podocopida, Cyprididae.
UAUUUGUAUAUUUUAUGAUUCCAGAGAGGAAAAUAUCAAAGAAUCCAAGGAAGAGUUCUAAUAGUUCCGGAGACUUCUUUUCUGGUGAAGUGUGACUUCUGAAUCAAGUGGUGGAGUGAAGUGUUACUAAAGUUGCGCGCGUGGAAAUCAGUUUUUAGAUUCGGUGAAAAAUGGCUGAAGUCGAUGGAAGGAAGUUUAAACCGUUUGUCUACGCAUUGCUUCGUGUGAAAACUGACGUUCCGUGGAUUCCAGUGGACGACGAAACUACGACUCCGUCCUUCUUGUCCAUGUGGGCCAGAGCAAAAAAUGUACCUCUCCCCGACGUGACGCAUGAUAAAUCCGAAAGGGAAUCCGAGAAACACCGCGUUUUGGGCAAUGAGGCGUGCCAAAAUCAGCGGUACUCCGAAGCACUGGGCCAUUACAACCGCUGCGUUCAAUUGGCACCAAAGUUCGGGGCUUGGGGGAAGAAAUGCCUUGCUUUUGCCUUUGCGAAUCGAAGUGUCGCCUUGUUGCAUUUGCAGCGAUAUGCCGACGCCAUGACGGAUAUUGGAAGAGCCGAAUCUGCGGGUUAUCCUGAUGACCUAGUUUAUCGACUGCAAACUCGACGUGGGCUUUGUUUGGUACGAUCUGGAAGGCUGCAAGAUGGUCUAGACUGUUACCAGAAAGUAACAGAUAAAAUUACAGCUCAACUAUCUUCUGGUUACCUCAAAGACCCGAACGCAGUAGCAGCUAUGCGAACAUCACGAGAAGAAACACUUGCUGAAAUGCGGAAGAUUCGAGAACGGUUGAGUCGGCAGCAAGCUUGCGUCGAAACACCAAUCAACGAAACGAAGGGAGUGAAUUUUCCCGAAUCAUGGUACCAAUCUCCUCCCGGCGAGGAUUAUAAUUAUUAUCCGCUGCAUUCACGUGUGAGUGUUUCUCCUCGGCCAAAUCAAUCCCUUUUCAUGUAUUACUCUCCGUGGCUGGUCAAAGCCGAAGAGGAAUUCGAACCAGGUACUUUGUUAUGUACCGAGAAGCCUGGUGCAUCGGUGCUGCUGCCUUCAAAGUUUUUUAGCCAUUGCCUGAAUUGUUUGAUGCCUGCUCCGGUUGCUGUUCCUUGCGAUCAGUGUUCUUUGGUGUGUUUCUGUAGCGAAAAGUGUCGAGAUGAAGGUUGGAAACAGUUCCAUGGAAUAGAAUGCCUCGUGCUGGAGAAUUUCGUGGAUCCGGACUUGAAGCCGAAUGCGUACCUGGUGUUUAGGAUAAUGCUCAAACAUUCCGUAACAACUUGGAGAGAAAUUCUGCUUUCGUUGACGGUCGAAGAUGCUGGAAAAUACGAAAAUAAAAUUCUGUUCUUCCUCGAUGAAGAGAAGUAUUUCCAAAAGCUCGAAGAUCGGAGCAUGAGUUUGAUGACUGCCGCGUACGUGGUCAAGUGUUUGUCCGCCAUCAGGUCUUUUGAUGAAACUAUUCAAGAAGAUUUGGAGUUUUUGGGUCGAAUGGUGUGUUGCCUGCUGAUAUCUGUGAGAUGUGAUGCCCGGGCAAUAACCGAAUGCUCCCGGAAAGUGAAUUGCAUCGAAGAAGUGAAGAUCGGGUUAGCGCUUUAUCCCACUGUGAGCUUGCUCAAACACUCGUGCGAUCCGAACGUGAAGUGUUUUUUCAAGGGAGACAAAGUGUUCGUGAAGAGCGUGAAGAAAUUGUCUAAAGGAGACGAACUGUCUUCCAACUACGGAUUCAAGUAUACUUCGGUUCCCAAGGAUGAAAGGCAACUUUUGAUGCUUGAGAAAAUGCGGGGGCUGUGGGACAAAUUCCGCAUGAGGGAUAUGUGUUGUACCUGUAAAGCUUGUCUUAGUGAUUGGCCGUUGAGUUUUGAGCUCUCAUUGCUGCCGGACCGAGUCAAAUGCUCUCGUUGUCCCUAUAUGACUUCACUGUGUUACGCACCGGAUCCAGUGACCAACGUGUGUCAAUGGUGCAAGACGGAUGUUUCCGCAAUGGUACAAUUGUGGAAACGGUCCCAGGAGAAGUUCCUCGAAUGUGCUAAACGGGUAGAGGUGGGAAAGGUGUCAAAAGAGGACGUCGAUUUUCUUGAGAAGUACGCGUCGUUGCUUGGCUCGCUUUUGUACAGUCCGUCUGCGCAGGUGUCUUAUGCGCAGGACAUUUUAGAGCUGAGUUACGCCUUAAGUGGCAACACCAACUUCACUGAAAUUUCCGAAUGA